AUGGGAUCCGAACUUGGGGUCACUGCCGCAUCCACGCCCCAGCCAGCCUAUACUGCGGUCAGUAUAUGGUGGGCCUGCUGGGCGGGCACCUGGACAGUUAUUGUUGCGUCUGGCGUGGCCUAUCUCAUCGCCCAUCGCAACACGCCUCCCCUCCUGCUGCGGGGCCUCGGGCUGUCGCUAUCCGCCGUUGUUGUGCUUCAUGUAUAUUGGGCUUCCGUGCAGUUCGGAACCAUGAUUGGCACCAUCAUGCCCGGAGAUGCCGAGUACUGGAUCAUGGGCACCUAUCUACCGUGUGGCAUUGCCCUGUUCCACGCGUCGAACAGUCGCUUCUACCACGUGGCAAAGCUUCAGGAGGACUAUGUCAUUCGUAGUUGUGGCGGGAUUGAUUUAUCCUCCACCUCGAGGGGCAAGCUCGGUGCCGUAGACCGGUUUCGUCGCCUUGCAUACACUACCAAGAUCCUUGUGCUUGUUACGGUGGCGUCGCUCGUUCAGGUAAAACGGCCACCGCCUACCCCUAUUGAUUAUCGUAUCGGUGUCUAA
Aspergillus luchuensis is the source of this 540-nucleotide messenger RNA. RefSeq lists its product as uncharacterized. Bases 1 to 540 code for a protein of 179 amino acids. The record is from RefSeq and is a predicted model, not a curated record. The transcript has a single exon. NCBI's taxonomy places the organism in Eukaryota, Fungi, Ascomycota, Eurotiomycetes, Eurotiales, Aspergillaceae.